Molecule: messenger RNA, 1723 nt
Organism: Bufo bufo (common toad)
Lineage: Eukaryota; Metazoa; Chordata; Amphibia; Anura; Bufonidae
Gene: TMEM40
Product: transmembrane protein 40
Exons: 12
Coding region: 272-1147 (291 amino acids)
Source: RefSeq, a predicted model, not a curated record
UCUAAGGGGGAGGUCCAUUUAGUGGGUUUUGUGGACAGAGUCUAGUGCGUUUUUCUUUUUUCUCUUCUACAACUAAGACUAUAAUAAUUUGUUAUGAUCACUGCCAGAGAGGUGCAGAUCCAGUUAGUCAAGCUCGGUCUCGCUCUGCAGUCUGUGAUUGUAAAUGGGCAGUGAGUAAGCUGAAGCCGGAAGAUGCAAGCAGACUGACACUGAGCAGACGACUCGUCCUCCUAGUGAGACUUCACAUCCCUUCUAUUCACACAGCGCAGAAAUGAAGAUGAGCUCUGAGAAGCUGUCCCUUCCUAACCACACCCAGGAGGAGCAAGAUAUUUUCCAGAAAGCAUUCACCAAAGAUUUUGAGAAUUUAAAGACCAAUCCAGUCAUUAACCCAUCAUUCUGUUGUCUCUAUGUAACCACCUGCAACAUGUCAUCAUUAUCCUUAUACACUGACAAGGAAGCGCAGAAUAUAAUUCAGCUCAGUGACCCUCCUGGCAAGCAGCUGGCUCUCCUGAAGUCUGUAGAUGAUAAAGGCCCGCAAGCGGUUGCAAUAUUUUACCUAUUGCUACACAUGAAUGACGAGAGAGCCUACGGAGAGCUCCCCAGCUGCAAGGAGAAUGAUGACAAGAAGUUACUUUUAUCGAAAAUGAGAGACAAAUUAUCUCAUGUAUUACAAAAUAAAGUUACAGAAAUGUUGCAUACGACCAAACCAUUACUUUCCCAUGGAUUUGCUAAGCCAGCUGCCCAGGUAGCACCCAUGCGGCCACUUAAACAGAAAAAAGAAGAAAAGAAUGCCUCACUUAAUACAAAUGAGAAGACAGAUCUGGAAGAGAAAGACAUCAAUGAAGAUACUUCUGAGAAAGGUAAAUUUGACAAAAAUCAAGGAAAAUCCCAAAGAAGAUCAUGGGGAAUAAAAAAAGAUGAUGAGUUUUUUCACUUCAUAAUUGUGUGUUUUGCGCUGGGAGCCGUCCUGGUAUGUGAAUACUACUAUAGUGACUGGACAGUUUCAGCCGGCUUUGGUUUAAUUUCAUUUGCAACGCUGGAAACCAUUGGAAUCUAUUUUGGAUUGGUUUACAGAAUCCGGACUGUUGUGGAACAAUUUCUGCCCUUAGUGGGAAGAUUUAUGCUAGGCUCUAAGAAAACUGGAUAACAGAACAUACUUCUUACCUUGUGACCGCGGGGACAAAUAUAGAUAUGAGCAGCCUGUCUACCAAUUAUAGGACUCUGAAUCACUAGAAACAGAUAUAUUACAAGAGUUCUGUGAUGAGAAGAACGCUGAUGGACUCUCCUGAUGAAAUGGAUAAAUCAUCAGACAUGGAAAAUUGUCCGUAGGGUGUGUAAUGCCUAAAUUAGGCUGGGUCCAUAUUACAACCUAAACCAGAAACCUCCUCCACUAUUACCGAAACAUACUUAGACCACCAUAGAACCCUAUGGUGGUGUACUGUACAUGAACUGGGGCAGGGGUCUGGGUGUUGUGUUUGUAAUAUCGACCCUACAGUUUAGUUAUAUUAAAGGGAUUGUCCGUUUUGAAGCGGAAACAGGAUAACUCGGGGGUUCAACCUGAAAUAAAGAAUAGAAGAUUACUUACCUGACAGAUCCCACACCGCUACUCUGGUUCUCCCACCAUGAUUCUGUUCAGUGUUGAGUGAAUCGAAGCUGACUAAGUGGAAAUCAAUCCAAAUUUAAGGAUAAAUUUUAUUCACCGCAAAGCUGAAUUUCCAUAAAA